AUGGCUCUUCUAUCGAAUCACCACGAAUACCCGAUCUCCACCGACAGUGUAACAACCACGUACCCAACUACCACGCCAACUUAUGACACUCUCUAUCCCUCGCCGUACAAUUCGCCGAGUUACGAGUCCAUCAAGAUCCCGUACGGGGAGAAUUGCACGCACAAAGGUGAGCUCACGCCGCGGAAAGAGGCGGAAACGAUCAACUACGGGAAAGAGGUGGUUGCAAAGUAUUCGAGAACACCGGAUUCGUACGAGCGAGGCUCGUUCAGAACGGUGCUGCACGAAGACAACUCCGUGGAGUAUCAUCCGCCGGCCUAUUGCUAUGAAACUCCGCCUCAGGAACAGAAGUUCCAAAUCCUCGAGAGCGGGAAACCGAUGCAAAUGGCCAUCGAGCAACGAAGGAAUUGCUGGGAGCCUGUUACGUCUGCACAGAAGCAAGUGUCACCUAGCAGCAGCCCUCGCAGAGGCAGACGACGCUCCAGGGACAUUCCGCCGUCGCCGAGCGUGUUGAAGCGUCGUCGUUUGGCCGCGAACGCGCGCGAGAGACGUCGAAUGAACGGGCUGAACGAUGCUUUCGACAAACUUCGGGAAGUUGUGCCGAGCCUCGGCGCCGAUCACAAGCUCAGCAAGUUCGAGACGUUGCAAAUGGCGCAGACGUACAUCGCGGCUCUCUGCGACCUUCUCGAGAGGCACGACGGCAAAUGGCAAUGA
Messenger RNA from Heterotrigona itama, 711 nucleotides. The record is from the annotation of a GenBank genome assembly. NCBI's taxonomy places the organism in Eukaryota, Metazoa, Arthropoda, Insecta, Hymenoptera, Apidae.